Vitrella brassicaformis is the source of this 6953-nucleotide messenger RNA. NCBI's taxonomy places the organism in Eukaryota, Vitrellaceae. The record is from the annotation of a GenBank genome assembly.
GCAAAAGGGGACAAAGCCAAGGUAGUUGACAGAUCCGCGACAGCAACAACACCGCAGUUUCAAAGAUUCUCGCAAGGAAUCCCGAAGUCCGCAAGGGGUGAAGAAGAAGACAGCCCCUUCCCUUCAGCUGCUGGGAGGUCGGUGACCCCACAGUCGACACUCGAUGACGUCCCGCCGCUGCUAUCGGGGUUCUCCUAUGCCUUACCUUCCCUGAUCUGCCCGUCCGGCGUCACUCUCCUGGAUGAGCAACGCUGGAGGACCCCGACAGUCUGUGGUGGAUGUGCCGGAAUCUCCCGUGUCUGGGAACCGUGAAGCGUCGGUACCCUCCUCGUCUUUGCUGCGCCCGCCGCGGCCAUCCACGCCGAACAGCGGGGUGUUGUAUGGCCCUGGUACCGUGGGACUGCCGCCGCGAUGGGACAGUCGGUACUCGAUGGGCAGCAUCGGGAGCAUGGCGAGCAUCGGGACGACGGGCGGCUCGAGCCUCUCUGACCUGCCGGGGGAUCGGCGGAAGUUUUUUACCAAGGCCGCUUGGCUUAUGAUUUGCUGUUUGGUCGCUGGGCUGCUCUGGUGAGUGAAUGAGAUAGAUGAGUCAGAGGCGACACACACAUUGCUCCAUACGUGUUGUGUUUGUGUCUGUCUGUUGUCAUCCGUCCGUCGAUCAGCGGUGUUGCGGUGUGCGCGUUGCGGCUGGCGAUCGACAAGACAUCGGGGGCCUUUUGGGUUUUGUCGCUGCUGCCCUUCUCGGAUAAGUCGUCUGUGCGGGUGGACAAGUGGGAGCAUCAGCAAGACUGGGACUCGACGGGCUUCUGGAAGGUACGCUGGCAGCCACAUGACAUGAAGGUUACUCGUGUUUCCUCUACCAAUUGUGUCUGUCAUUUGCUUUGUGUGCUCAUCCCAUCCAUCCAUCGAUCUGCAGAGUUUUCCUUCACACGAGGUGUCUGGAGUGUACAGUAUCAUGAUAGCCCUGCCGCUCAUCGGGGGACUCUUUGCAGGUAGGUAGGUGUGUGCUUGUGCAUGUGUGUAUGUCACCAACCACACCACACCACACCACCCAUCCCUCACUUGCUCACCUCUCUCUCAAUCAGGUUUGGUGAUCGAUCACGCCUGCGCCAAGGUCGGCGGCGCGGGGCUCACCAGAUCCAAGGCAGCCAUCGCAGCUAGGACGGGGUACGGUGCGCACUCGUGUGUUGGCCGGUGGAUCGAUAACUGGGCUGGAUGGAUGGAUGGCUGGCUGUGUGUGUGUGUCGUGGGCGUGUGCCUGUGUGUGCGUGUGUUGGUUGGGUCAGGAUACCGCUUUACGAGUGUUUCUGGCGUUUUCUAGUGUCUGUGGUGUACAUCGCCAGCGGCAAUGGGCUGGGCAUCGAGGGGCCAUCCGUGCAUAUGUAUGUAGCCACACACAAACAGACAUGCACGGACCCACACACACACAACAGCCACCAAUACACGUGUGUGUGUGUGUGGUGCAGCUGCGCGUCGUUGGCCUCCAACACGGCGUGGCUCUUCUCCAAGAUGGGCCUCGUCGCGCCUGAGGUCAUUAUAUCAAUGGUCAGCCAUCACACACUCCCUCUCACAGACAGACAGACAGACAGACGGCUUGCUGUGUCGUGGCACCACCCACCCAGGUGGCUGUGGGUUCGAGUGCGGGCAUCGCGUCCUUCAACACCCCGCUGGCAGGGUGCGUCUUCAUCUUUGAGGAGAUAUUCAAGUUCUGGAAGAGCGAAGCCGUCGGCGCGCUGCUGCUCGCCACCGCAACCGCCACAUUCAUUCUCCGGUUGGCCCACCAGCUGUUCCAGGAGCAAUGGUGCGCGGAGCCUGGGGGGUGCAUUGGACUGUAUGUGUUUGUGAUUUGUGUCCGUGUUGGUUCGUUGGUUCGUUGACAGGUACAUUGAAGCGCAGGGGCAUGUCUUCGACGACCGGGCGCGGGUCGAGCACUUCGAACAGGCCGGCUGGAUGCUGGUAAGCAGCCAAUGGCCUUACCCACCCACCACACACACACACUUGUCGGUCGCACACUUAUACUUCUUUGCCAUCGGGGUGUGUUUUGCCAUAUAUCAGGCGGCUGCGUUUCCUGCGGGCAUUGCGUGCGGCCUUCACGGCCUGCUGUGGCGCAAGACCAUGUUCCCACUGAGGGGGCUGUUCAAGAAGUGGGAGAAGAAACACAAGGUCAGUGAGGGCACUCUCACUCUCUCGCUCAAGAAGGGAACGACGUCUCAAUGCGUUUCCUCCCUCUCUCUCUCUCUCUCUCUCCGUGUGUGUGUGUGUGUGUGUGUGUCUAGUGGUGGUGUGGGGCUGCUGUGCGGCUGAGCCUGAUAGGCGCCUACGCGGGUGCGGUGAACGCUCUCUUCUUCUCACUCAUCGCCCCAGACCAGACCAUGUUCGGCAUCGGCGAGCCCACACUCAAGUAACCCACCUGACGCUAACGCCCCACACACACCAUGCCCUGAGGUAUGUCCCUCCCUCCUUCUUAUGUCAGGCUGCUGACGUCGGAAGCGACUUCGGAAGCGACCUUGGACACCGGUUUAGGCGGGAGCCUGGGCCUCCUCUACUACCUCCUCAAGCUAUCCGUCACCAUUCUCUCAUUCGCCGCCAACGGACCGGGCGGAGUCUUUACGCCCUCAAUGGCGUAUGGCGCCGUCCUGGGGCGGCUCGUGGCUGACGUCUUCCUGGUCUUCCAUGGGAUGCCGCUCGGUGAGUGAGUGUCGUGACUGAAUGAAAUGAAGGAGGAAAACAGGCUAGGCUGGCGACAUCUCUUGUGUCCGUCUGUCCGUCUGGGUUGGCCGCUCUCUCUUAGAUGCGACCGCUGAGAAGAUUCUUGGCGGGAGCGUGGAGGCGGGCAUCUUCCGGUACGUCUGUGUGGUGUGCGGGAUGGGUGCGGCCGUGGCGUCGACCUUCCGGCUGCCCCUCAUGGCCACCGUCCUGGUCCUGGAGCUCAGCCGCGAGUGGUCCCUCACCACGCCAAUCGUCAUCGCAUGCUUCGUCGCGUGGGCCGUCGCCAGCAACCUCGACCGCCUGUGGGCCUCACUCUUCGACGACCUGGCUGAGCAGGACGGCGUCGACUACAGCGGGCUACAGGCACGGCUGGCGCUGAACGAUGUGGCCAUCGGUCUGCAGGGGGUGGUGACGGACCAGCCGUCCAUCGCGCCCUCCCAGUUCAGCGACAUGAUCCAGAAGAUCCGGGCCGCCACAGCCAUCCGCGUGCCGUCACGCAGCCGACUACCCCGCGCGUCGACCACCAUGAUGGUGUCGGUCUCAAAGCCCAACCCCCACAACUACCCACUGCGGCUGACGGACCCUAGCGAAGCGGCACAAGCUACCGCCGAUGAAUCGCCCGCUGAUGGCGCCGCGACGCCCCCCCGGAGUGUGUUGCAGUGGGGGUGGGAGCUGGUGCAGGGCACCCAGCCCAAACACGGGGAGGGGUCCCCGGCUGACGAUGGCAAUGUCGCCGUCGUCAUCCACACUCACGGCAGGGCGAGUGACAGCCACAGCCGCGAGACGACCGCUGAGUCGAUCGUCCAGGCGGAGCAGCCUGGGGGCGAUGAGGACCGCGUCGUCAUCGAGAUCAACGACGAGAGGAGGGAGCACCAGCGGCUCCUUUCACCCCAACAGAGCCACGGGCAGGCCGCUGCCCUUCCCCCACUGCCAAUACCGCCAGUCUCGAUGAGAGAGGCCAGUCCGCCCCACCCCCACUCCGGCUCUCUCACCCCCCCUGCGCCAGGUGUCCGCGACCGCCAGCAGCGGGGCUUCGACUGCUACUUCGGGCACGUCAUCAAGCGGCCCUCGCCCAUCCCACAUGCCGAGUACCACUCCCACCACCGGCGGAAAGAUCUCCGGGAGAGGGAGGGUGGCAUACGAAUCUCGCCCGUGCCACAUGCCCGGAUCCCAUAUGACGACCAGCCGCCCUCGCCCGCAGUGCUGUCCGUCGUGUCGAGCAGCGACUUCUACAGCGACCCCUCGCACCAUUCCCUGGAGUCGUCUUCAUCGCACUACGCCCACAGCUACAGCCACAACCUCAAUCGCAAGGCCGGGUCGGACGACGGCCGCCCGGGGCCAGCCAUCGUCCAUAGGGCAGCGAAAGGGGGAGGGCGGCAGACUCGGUCCUUGACACGAUCGCAACACGGGGAGGAGCUGGCGUCUCUAGCGAACGCGCUGCAGCUAUCCCCCGCCCUGAUCCCUUCCUCUCAGCGGCGGCCCCUCCCCCCGUCAGCCAAGGUCAUGCUGCCCUCGUCCGUGAAGAGGGAGGAGUCAGGUGGCAGUGAGUCGAGACCGCCGCGGCCCGCGAAGCUGACGAGGUCCAAGACGGUGUCUCUGGCGAUGGUGCAGAGGGGCUAUGCGGACGAGCGAGGCGACCGGACGCCCAGGCGUCCCAGGCAGGGGAGAGAGACGUCUGAUCCAUCCGUGGGGGCGCAGGGCCUGCUGCUGCCGCCGUCCUCGCUGAUCGGCAACGCUGACAUGAAGACCUCUCCCUCACUCAGGUGAGCUCAGCUUGAUGCAGCCAUCCAUCCAUCCACCCACCCACCAUGGACAGACACUUUUUGCUUCACCUUCUACUGUAUGUCAGGUUGUUGAUGGAAGUCAGUCGUCUGGCCGACAAGCGGCGCCGGAGGAGUCACGUGACGCCUUCGGCCACGGCGGCAGGGGCGCUAUGCCAAAUGGGCCAGGAGGGAGCGGCGGCAGCAGCGCAGUCCGCUCCCUCAUCGAUGGUCGAGGCGCCACAAAAGGCCCAAGUCGACACCCAACCCCCUGCACCCGCAGAGGCGAGCCAUCCCAUAGCUCUUGUGAAUCUCGCCGACCUCGCCCUCGAGGGCAUCGACGUCAACGACUUGCUGCGGCACCGCGACACCCUGCUCAAGAUCAAGCGCAAGCGGCGAGACUCGACGAGCAAGCCGCCCGUUGACAAGACCAGAGGGGCCAGGACAAGCCUCGAGGCCAUCGACCAAGAGAGGGUCGCCAGGAAGAAGCGCAGCGACAAGGCGGCUGACUUCCUCCGUCUGCAGAAGGAGCGGCUGCAGACUUUCGCUGCCAGAGCCAGAGGGGGUAGUCGGACGCCAUCGCCCGUCGUGUCGCCCUCGCCGUCGUUCGUCAGGCCCGCACAGCAAUCCGAGGGGGCCACGAGGGUACCGCCACCCAGCCCGAUGAUCACUUUUGAAGAGUGGGAUGGCAGCCCGCCGAUGGGUGCUGGCGAAGUGGGGUUAGUGAGCAUCCCUGUGGCUUCAGAGGAGAGCCCCGUCCUCGCAGCCGCCCGAUCGGCCGUGGCCACCAUGGCAUCGUCUCAAGAGCAGCGGCUGGGCGCGAUGCUGGUACCCCCGCCAUCCGACGAGGAGGAUGCCUCACCUGCCAACAAGUCGGCGGUCGGUGACAUCGAUGGCGGGAGGGAGAGGCGCCGCGCGGAUCUCCUGCAUGGCAGCCCCCCGAUGCCCUUUGCGUCGCCCCCGUUACUGGCCAAGAAAAACACUGUGGAGGUGCUGCCUUCUCAGGACGAGCUGCCCGUCAUCAUGCUCCCGGGCGGCGUCGACUACAAGCCGCCCCCGCCGCCCCUCCCAUCAGCUCUGAGGCGUUCCUCAGUGCCCGCCACGGCCAGACCUUAUCCCUCCCCGACAUCCGUGUCCAGCGCGGCCCUUUCUGGCUUUCAGAUCGAGCGCAAGCGCGUCACGUGGAAGACCGCCGAGGGAGAGGUAUUGCGGGGCGGCAGUGGAGGGGGCGGGGGCUCACCCAAAGAGGCCAAGGAUGACAGAGAAACCAGCCCCACGGCCACGGCGUCCACCGGCCCGUCCCCAGGUGGUGCCAAGCCGGCACCGCCCCACACCGUGGUGUCCAAGAGCCAAAAGGGGCUGGCCAACAUCAUCGAGGACGAGACGGUCCGCAUGUCGUCCAGCGAGUUUCGGUCGGGGCUCCACCUGUCCUUCACAAAAGCAGUCCUCGAGGAGAAGAGACGCAAGCAGGCCGAAGAGCGGCGGAGGCGCGGGGGGCCGUUGUGGCGGUCGUGGAAGUUCAAGACCAUCAGGGAGGAGAGGGCCGACUCGCCGGUUUUUGAGGGCGACAAGGAGCUGAGGUUCGAGCGAGGGGGGCGGCAGCAGCAGCAGCAGCAGCCGCAAAAGCAGAAGCCGAUGGGGUUCCGGUCGGAGCAGCAGGGCCGCUGACCUGACCUGGUCUGCCGAGCCCAGCCCACCUGUGUGUCGGGCCCCGCGUGUUGUCUAUAAUGCUGUCUGUCCAAUGGAUUUUCCCCUCCGUCCAUCGCUUCUAUCCAUCUGUAGCGUGGCGUGGCGUGCAGAUGUGUGUGUAUGUCUGUCUGUAUGUGCGUGUCCAUCGCACUAUCUGUUCGUCUUGAUUGAUCGCACUGAGCUAUUUUUCCUGCCUGCCUGUCUGUCUGGUGUCUCUGUCUUUAUCUAUUCCAUCCGUCUGAGGGCUGCGUGUACGCUCUCGCUCGUUCGUGGCUGUCUGUCUGUCUGUGUGGUGUGGUGUGGUGAUGCGAACCGCUGACACUUUUUUCCAGCGGUCAUCCAUCCAUCCAUCCAUCAUUCCAUCCAUCCAUUCGUAAUCCCUUCGCGUGUGCGUGUGUGCAUCUGUCUACCGAUCUGCAUUUAUCGAAGGCUCUGGAGGGGUUCGUGUGUCGCUCUAUCCGUCCGGCGGGCGAGGAGUGUGCCCGACUGGCUGGCUGGAGGCGUGGAGGCGUUGAAUGGACUUUUUGUUUAUCAGCCGAACGACAUGUGUGUGUGUGUAUCCCCUCUGUCUCGAUGCUUUGUGUGCGACGUGUGUGAGACGUGAUACGGCGGUCUUUUGCCAUGCGGUGAGUGUACAGGCGACCGAUUGUUUAUGGGCGGGCUGUGUGGCAUCCAUCGGUGCGUGUGUGUGUGUAUGUGUGGUGCGUGCGGACGUCUGCGCACCCCCCGGCGACGGACGUUUAUCCAUCCAUCCGUCCGUCCGUCCUUGGACCAUGAGUCAACACACGAUACCAC